Notothenia coriiceps (black rockcod) is the source of this 2582-nucleotide messenger RNA. RefSeq names its product probable G-protein coupled receptor 97. Gene Ontology annotation, biological process: adenylate cyclase-activating G protein-coupled receptor signaling pathway; cell surface receptor signaling pathway. Lineage: Eukaryota; Metazoa; Chordata; Actinopteri; Perciformes; Nototheniidae. Gene Ontology annotation, cellular component: plasma membrane. The transcript is spliced from 6 exons. The record is from RefSeq and is a predicted model, not a curated record. Gene Ontology annotation, molecular function: G protein-coupled receptor activity. Bases 1 to 1092 code for a protein of 363 amino acids.
AUGUCUGACCCAAACUGUCUGGCUCUAAGUCCAGGUGACUCGGAAAGCUUGGCCACGCCUCCUGCUCUGCCACAUCCACCUGGGGAACAGCAGCCAGCUGGCAGGACACUUAUAAAUCCUUCCCUGCCCGCUGAAGGGCAAUUAAAGCCUCGCCCAGUGCGCCACCUCCUGGCUCUGACCGCCAUUUCAUCUCUGGGCUCUGCUGUGUCUGUGAUCAGUUGUGUGGCUGUAAUCGUUUUUCUCGCCAGGAAAAGCAAGCGAUGUAAGGAGGCAUCUAUCCACAUCCACCUGGGCUUAGCUGUGUCCCUGGCCUGCCUCAACCUGCUCUUCUUCUUCACCGGGGUCCUGGCUAACGUGGGAGGGGAGAGCGUGUGCGUCUGGGUGGGGGCGCUUCUUCACUACAGCCUACUCUGCUCCUUCGCCUGGAUGGGUGCAGAAAUUUUCCACACCUUCUGGUUGAUCUGCAUCAUUUUCAACCCCUCCCCGAAGCCCUAUGUGUGGUACACGGUCGGUUUCGUUCUCCCUGCUGUUCCCACAGUCAUCCUCGCUGCAGUAGGGGACGUUUAUGGAGUGAAAAAGGUGACGCCGAGCGAUGACAUCAACAACCCGUAUCUCAUGUGCUGGAUGAAAGAGAACCACAAGGCGUUGCUGGCCCAUUAUUUCACCAACAUGACAGUCACGAUGGUCCUGGUGUCCUCUGGCUUUUUGAUGCUCUUCAUGGUCUACAGAAAGAUCCGCACCAGAGAUGAAUGGAGGCAGAACCGCAAGGCUUUUCUCAGCAUCUGGGGCCUCAGCUGCCUCUUUGGGACCACUUGGGGUCUCACCUUCCUGGACUUUGGACCUCUCGCUGACUUCAUGCUCUUCAUUUCCUGCAUCCUCAACUCCUUACAAGGGUUCCUCCUCAUGCUGCGGUUCUACAUGCUGGACUGGUUGAGGAAAGAGAGCGGAGGCUCGACUCUGGGCACCAGCAGCACCGGCUCCACCCGGCAACACAUGCUGAAGGCCCAGGAGCAGGGCAAGAGGGACAGUGAGCAGAGCUGCAGCAGUCACGCUUUGUAUGCCAAAAUGCAGAAUCCUUUUCAAAACAAAUGAAAGAAUGUUCCUCCACCGACUGCCACAAUGUAGACUGACUGCUUCCCCUGCUGGAGUUCUGUGGGAAAUUUAACAACUCACGACUGAAGAGCGACUCCAGAAAGCAGUGAGCGAGCUUUCCUACACUUCUUCUAGUAUUAGCAGCUUUGGAGCACCCGCUUCUCAGAUGGAAUGGAUUCAACCAUUGUUGUGCAUGCACUUGUGUCCGUUGGUCAUCUUAUGAAGAGUUUGGACCUGUUUUGCAGUACAUUUAUUUUUGCAGCAAAUGAGAAGACAAUUCUGGUGAAUCCAUUUUCUAAGGCUGAUCUCAAAAUAAAUCUCAUGUGUUUAGGACCUAAGAAAAGUAAAAAAAAGCUGUUGCCAGUAUAAUCUUUCCAAGUUCCUUAAGAAAGAUGUAAAGUCACUUAGAACAUGUGUUACAUGUUACCUUCAGCCUCUUGUGGACAGAAUGAGUAUUUCCUAAACACAUGUAAAAGAAAAGUGUGUUUUCAGAUAGAACCUGUUUGACCUGUUCUUAAGUCGUAAACACAGCAGAGGAAAUAUUUUAAGUUGGACGUAGACAUGGAUACCAAUACUUUAACCUUCUUAUUGCCUCUCAGGGCUUCCAUACAUUGCACUGAUGGAGAGAAUCUGAAUAUAAUCAACCUUCCUGGAAGUUUUUUAAAUAACAUAAUCCGCUUUGCAGUCAAAACUGGUUAAAAAAGACUUGAUUCAUCUUCUCGUGGACAGUGGAGAAGAUGUGACCACAUCACUCAGGAAAUCAUAAUACAGGCCUGGAGCCUUUAUUUAUAAAAUAUCUAGACUGGGUCUAGAUAUAGAAGGGAAAGAAUUUAUUUCAGAUUUGAAAUUGAAACUGGUAAUAAAGUUAAGCUUUCUUUCCAGACAGCGAAACAUGAGCAUGCUCAAUGUUUCAAGUGUCUAUGCCCUCAUUUCCAUUAUGUUGUCUACAAAAGAAAUAUCAUUAUUUUUCUUAUUAUUAUUGAAGAUCUCCUUGAACCUUAGAUAAGCUUUUUAUUUGUUUUUGAACCGUGUAAGCAUUUGGUUUGUAGCUAAUUGUAAGUCUUUUUAGCACUUUAGAUUUUCAAAAAUGUUUAUUAGACCCUCAGUGAGUUGUCUUUUGUUUUCAUAUAUGCAUUAUGUAGAACGUUUCAUAUUCAUAGCUGAAUGUUGUAUACUAGAUUACUUUGCCAGGCCCCGUUGAGACCUUCAGUAAACAUUAUAUAAAUAAAAUAUAACAUUAUAAAGUCUUUCAUUUCAACAUUUUCCUAAUUGCAUUUCAAUUGAGGUCAUUUCAACAAACCUGAUGGCAGAAUCUGAUCUAAAAACAUUUGAUAUUUCUGUAAAUAUAAUUUCAGUGAAUGUUAGGAUACUGUGAUAUUUGCACUUUUUAUUUUUUUUCUAAUGAAAUAAUGUCACUUAGAUGACUGUGUAUAUGAUUUUUUUGUUGACGUAAGUAGACUGUUAAUAAAAGUUAUUGUGGUAUAAAGGAA